Molecule: messenger RNA, 2640 nt
Organism: Rubroshorea leprosula
Lineage: Eukaryota; Viridiplantae; Streptophyta; Magnoliopsida; Malvales; Dipterocarpaceae
Source: the annotation of a GenBank genome assembly
AAAAAAUUUCCUCUCACUAGCUUCUAUUUUCUUUUUCCUUUUUGAAGAUCAUACAACAGACGUUUGCAAAGAAAUAUAUUGGUGACAAGCAUGACAAAGUUAUCCUUUGCCGUCCAGAUUUGGGAACUUGGAUUGUUAAGUGAUAUCUGUUUCUUUGAGCUUAUUAAGGGAAUAGAACCUUCGUUCAAUGUUAUCAUUAUUUCAGCUGAUGCAGAUGAAUAUAUUCCUUUGUCAUCACAAGCUAAUGCUACUGAACCUAAUCAAGUCCCAUUUUAUAAACUUUUGGUUCCUAAAAUUGAAUUUGACCAAUGCUGUGAUUUUAAUACCGGAAAUUCUGACUCUGAUAAGCAAUCCAUGAAACAAGGGUUUCAACCUACUGAACACAAAACUGAACCCAGUGGUUUAGAACUAUCAGAAUGUGGAAAGACUCAAAAGAGUGCUGGGUUGCAGGCCCACCCACAGUCUUCAAGUUUGUUGCCUUCACUCCCUCUUGAAGCUACUGAGAACCAGACCACAAAGUACUCCCUUAAAGUUGUUUUGAAGCCAUAUCAUAUCAAGCAUGCCAGUGUGGUUCUGCCAUCCCACGUUGUUGAGAAAUUUAUUAAGCAAAAACCAAAGAGCUGGAUGGUUCAGGUUGAAGAUAGAGUGUGGCAUCUGAAGGUGACACGCACUAAGAGCCAAACUACGUUGUCUGCUGGUUUUUCUGCAUUUGUAAAGGACAACUCUCUAAAAGCCGGAGAUACUUGUAUCUUUGAGAUUGUUGAAGAGAGUAGUGCUACCAUGAAGCUAGGCCUGGAGGCUGGAGCCAAUGAUGGGCCCUUUAUUAGGGUCAUUAGCUCCAGUCCCAUCCUCUACCCGUAUCAAAUUUCAGGGUGGUGGACCUCACCCAAUACCCAUCGGGCAUUGGCGUGUUGCAUAAACUGUGAAAAAGAAAGCGAAGGAGCUGUUUCAGCUAUGAAAUCUACUGGGCUUGGAGGUCAAGGAUGCAAGGAAUUUACUUCAGAUACACCGCAUUUUUUCAAGAUAAUUCUUGAUGAUGCUGACAGAUGUGAAAAACUAAAAAAUGGCUUCUUGAGGAUUCCAAAGCAGUUUGUAAAAAGAUUUGGAAGUGAUAUUUCAAGCCCAGUGUUCCUUAAGGUUCCUAGUGGAGCAGUGUGGAGAGUAGAAUUACAAACGUGUGCUGAUGAUACAUGGCUGCAUAAUGGCUGGCCAGAAUUUGCAACACAUUAUUCUCUUGGUUAUGGAUCCUUAACUGUUUUCAGAUAUGAAGGAAAUUGCCAUUUCCAUGUGAUCAUAUUUGAUAGGAGUGCUUCAGAGAUAGCAUAUCCAUAUCGUAGAACUCAUGGUAGGGUUCAUAAUAAUGGUGAUUCUCAAGAUCCUAAGAUGGAAGAUGAUGUAUCAGUUGAAAUAUUGGAUGACAUUCCACCAUCCAAGAAAACAAGAGUGAGAUCACCAUCACCAAGCAGUCAGCCUAAUAAGAUGUUGAGAUCCACUUCAAAUAUCAGACCUCCUGAAAUCAAUUCCAGAAAGGUUAAGUAUGAUAUCCCAGAGCCAGAAUUUAAUGCUAAACAAAUUGUUAAACACCCACAAGUGGAAGUUUGGAGAAGGAAGCCAACAUUGGGACAAAAGAAGAAAGCAGAAGCCCUUCUGCGAGCCAGUUCAUUCAAAUCAAAAAAUCCCUUCUUUGUGGUUGUGAUGCAGCCAUCAUAUAUUAUUGGUAAAUGUAGACUGUUUAUCCCAACAGACUUUUGGAGGAACUAUUUUCCAAAGCACAAUGGUGAGUCAAUCCGUUGCAUCUGUGAUGGGAAGACUUGGUCUGUUGUGUACUCUGGUGGGGUCAGUCCUAAACUUGGUGGUGGUUGGAAGAAAUUCGUGAAGGAAAAUGAUUUGAAAGUUGGUGAUGUUUGUGUCUUUGAGCUGAUCAGCAAGACUAAGAUCACAUUUAACGUAGCCAUCUUCCACAGGGCUCAAGAUGGAAAAAUUGGCCAAUCACCAGCAAAAGGCAGGUCUGGUACUGCUCAAAAAUGCCAUAUACCCAAUGUUGCUCCUAGAAAACAGGCACUGAAACCAACUGAAACAGCUAGAGCUCCUCAAAUAUUCACUUCAUUCAAAUCCGAAAACCCCUUUUUUGCAGUCACCAUUCAUCCAUCAUACGUUCUUUCUAAUGUGACUGUGUCGUAUUCCUUUAUGAAGGAACACAUUGAGCAGAAUGCAAAAAAUGUGAAACUUCAAGUUGGUGAUAGAUUAUGGCUUGUUAAGUUGUUAAGACAUUCACAGUACAAGAAAGCAGCGCUCUCUUCUGGUUGGCAAAUAUUUGUAAGAGAGAAUUCUGUGGUGGUUGGAGAAGUGUGUGUGUUUGAGCUGAUAAAUAGGGAGGAUGCUGUACUGAGAGUGCACAUUUUCAGAAAAUCUGCCGUGUAAAUGAUGCUUUUCAAUAGCUAGCUAGUUCUUCUUUUUGUUGGCAGAAGACAUUUGAGUCAGAGGUGUUUGUUUUGUGUGUGUGUGUGUGUGUUUGUUUUUUUCUUUUUCUAAUUGUUCAAAUGCUUCUCCCUUUUUUUUUUUAAAUAUCGUUCAAAUGCUUCUCCAAUUUUUUUUUUUUCAAAUGUCAUAUUGCUCAAUGAAUGAAAAACAAAUCAUUUU